AGCUGGGGCUGAACCCAAACAUGCCACUACUCGGGCCUCUCCAUACUCUGAUGUUCGGCGUGCUCCUGGUCGGCCUGGCAGAGAUACACGAGGUCGGAAGCGCCAACGUGGCGCAUCUCAAGAAGACGGUGGAGGACUUCAACAGCUGCGAGAAGGUCGAGGAGCUCAUCAGGGCAUGCAGGAUCACCAAGACGGCGAAGGAGGACCAGGCCAAAGUCAUUUUGGGCGAGAAGCGCUACCCCGUGACCGUCACGCGCCAGCUCGAAGCACGGCAUCUACGGGGCGUGCCUGGAUACAUGGAGGAGCUACAGGAAUGGACUGAAUGGUUGGUGAAUCAAUAAUGCUGACGAGUGAGGCACGUGACAUGUGCAGUGAGUGAGUUUUUUGGGCUGACCCGCCUCUUGCACACAUCUCUCAUCUUGUGUACGUAAUCUUCUUGCCUGUCCUCACGCAGCGGUUGUGGCUGACUUAUGUUCAGAUCUUUGGUCGGCGGCGGUGCGCCCCGCCGAUCGCGCGCUGUGCGGGGCAGAUUGAGCUGCUCCAGC
Molecule: messenger RNA, 545 nt
Organism: Prorocentrum cordatum
Lineage: Eukaryota; Dinophyceae; Prorocentrales; Prorocentraceae
Source: the annotation of a GenBank genome assembly